GUCGUUGAUGUAUUUGGCAUAUAGAUCUUUUUGUAUCGCUCGAUAUCUAGUACCUCUGUUAUCUCUCUAACGGAUAUUAAUAAAAUCGAUGUUUUCAUCGCUACGCGAUUUCCUGGUAGCAUGAUCAUAAUUUUUUAAGAAGCACUAAACUUGCGUUUCAUCAGCUUGUUGCACAAAUAACAUUUCCAAUAUAUCAGGCACAUUUAUUAGAUCAGUGCAUAAGUUCUCUUGCCGGCUUUGCAAUUUUUCUUUAUUGAAAUGAAACAAUCACUACGACUUAAAUCAAAGUAUUUUCUAUGACUUUUUCUCAUUUUGUCAGCAACAUGCGAGUACCACGAAAGAAGGAGUCAUCUUUUGAGGCGAUCCAUUCAUCGACCUAUUGGCAAAAACUUAUUUAUGCAUCGAUCUGAUAAAUGCCUGGUAUUGGAAAUGUUACAUCAUACGUCAGGAAAUACCAGGCUGAUAAGUCAUUCACUAUUUUUCAUUAUUUUUCCUAAUGACAGAUUAAUGACGAAUUGAAGCAAAAGUUAUUAAAUGAAGAAGAGUCACACAAGCCACUUGCUUUUCUUAUUUUGUAUAUUAUACUUUCCCAAGUAUUAACAUAAUCAUAAUUUAAUUUUUAAAAAAUGCUAACUUGCAUUUCGUCAGUUUAUUGCACAAAUGCGCAGUAUAUAAAUGUCUGAUGUUAGGAAUGUUACAUCAUACGCACGUCAGGAAAUACCAAACUGAUAAAUCAUUCACGGGGUGUUCAUCAGUUUUCCUAAUGCGAUAGAUUACUUGACGACUUAAUUGAUUGAAGCAAAACUUGUUAUUAAAUAAAAAAGUUACAUAAGAUACUUAUUUUUCUUCUUUUUAUACUUUAUUAUACUUAAGAUAUAAAGUAUCUUUUGUGAUAAUGAUAUGAAAACUGCAAAACUAUUAAAAAUGAAACUAAGUUUAGACAGGUUUAAGUCUUCAUUAUCCUCUUAAGCCAUUACUCGUAUAAUUUAUAUAAUUCUUUAAUAUACUUUUUAAAUUAUUGCAAUGGAGAAAUUAAUUCUUUAUUUGAAAGUUUGUUGUUAGACGAAAGUGAUAUUAUUGGCAUACCCGGUACAUUCUAAUACUGUAUCUAAUAUUCUGCGUAUCAUCAUCAAGUCAAAAGGGUAAAUGGCACUUCGAGGAAUAGAUACAGCGGAAGAACAAAAAUGUUUUGGCGCCGAAACUGUAUACAAAACAGAGUUAUCGAUGAUUUAAAACGAUUUAAAAAAUAUCAAUUCCAACGUUAUAAGAAGCAGUUCGAAAGUUUUAUCCUUAUAAUUUGUCUUGAAAGUGUAUCAUCGACAAGUGUAAAGUGAAGAAAUAAAGAAACUAUUUCUGCAGAAAUACGGAAAAAGAUGAAGAUAUUAGCAAUAAGCAUACUUAUAUUCUGCGUUGUAACAGUGUCCUCAAAACCAUGGCUAUAUGGAUAUAUGGAUUCCCAUGGAAAGUGGUUUCGAGGCUGUAAAUUCUUUGACGAUGUCAAUUUAGGCCGACGGUAUCCCUUGCAACAUACAACUUUAACAUCAGAACCUACGUUUCCGGAGUGGGUGCAGUCGCAUUCAUUGCAAAACGAAAUACAAGAUAAUACCGGAAACAAAAUAAACGAAAAAAUCGAAGAUAACGUACGGAAUGAAAUAGACGACAAUGCCGAAAACAUGCCGCCACCAGAAAAAAUUAUAUUGACAAACGAAGAUAUUAAAUGAAUAAAUUAGUAAAGUAAUAAAAAAAAUUUUAAUUCCUCAGUGAAACGUACUUCAACAAUUAUACAGACGUUGAUGUGCGUCAUACGAAUGAAUCAUUGACAUUUUAUUCUUUCAUGGACCAACAAAAAUAGAAAAAUAAGAAGCAUAUUAGUUUUACCUUGUGCUUUUUUUAGCUUCAUCGUGUUGCGAACAAGGAAAACAAAGGAAUUUGAGAAAUUACGUAUUGAGCGUAGUCAUCAUAAUAAUCGAUAAUAAUAAUGAUCGAGAGUAAAUCCAUUCACCAGUUGAGAUACUACAACAGACUUUAUUUUAGUUAGGAAAAUAUAACAAACAGAUUUUAAAUCUCGACAGAAUUCAAACGAGUAUUUUCAAUGAACAAAAAUAUAUCUGCUUUAAUUAAUAUAAUUGAAAAAAAUAUUAUAAUUAAUUAAAUAUCUGUUUUUCACGCAAUUCUCACGUUAUACUGUGUAAAUAAAUAUCACAUAUGUUGAGUGUAAUAAAUAAUUAAGUAUCAUA
Messenger RNA from Ooceraea biroi (clonal raider ant), 2237 nucleotides. RefSeq lists its product as uncharacterized. Lineage: Eukaryota; Metazoa; Arthropoda; Insecta; Hymenoptera; Formicidae. The record is from RefSeq and is a predicted model, not a curated record.